Messenger RNA from Pipistrellus kuhlii (Kuhl's pipistrelle), 2263 nucleotides. RefSeq names its product proline-serine-threonine phosphatase interacting protein 1 (gene PSTPIP1). The record is from RefSeq and is a predicted model, not a curated record. The transcript is spliced from 14 exons. Gene Ontology annotation, biological process: actin filament polymerization. Gene Ontology annotation, cellular component: actin filament; plasma membrane; cytoplasm. Lineage: Eukaryota; Metazoa; Chordata; Mammalia; Chiroptera; Vespertilionidae. Gene Ontology annotation, molecular function: actin filament binding. Bases 813 to 2096 code for a protein of 427 amino acids.
GGGUAAGAUGUGGAUUAGGACACCAUGUAGCCAGGAUUUGAUGAAUGAUAGUGAGUGUUCAUCCUAGGGAAGCCCCCACCCCCAAAUGGUUUGCUGGUGAGGCAUGGAGAGUCUAGCAUUUAUGUACCUGGUCUGGAGUGAGGCUGGGGUGGUGGGCAACAGCACUCCUGAUUCCUGACCCCUCUUUUCCCUCACCUUCUGUGAUUUCAGUCUCCCUAAGUUUAUGGCCUCUGAGAAUAGCUCAACUAGGACAUCAGAAGGAGGCAAGUGGAGGAGCACAGGAGGGAGGCAGGCUGCAGGCUGCAGGCGGAGCUACACACAGGAACACAGCAGCUCUACUUCCUGUGGGUGAGGGGCCUGAUGCCUGCCCGUAGGGGGUGACUGCACAAACCUUUCUGCACAGGCUGCCUGCCCGCCCAGCCUCUGUACCUACCUGCCUCUCUCUCUGGCCACUGGCUCCCAUCUGGGGCUGGCAUUCCUGCUAAGUCCUGAAGCCUGGGCUGUGUCCUCUAUCACCAUGGGGCUGGCAAGGGGUUGGGCCGGAAACCAGAACCCGCCCUUCAUCACUGGGCAGCGCUCCUUCCUCAUUUUGCUGCUGAUUCUAACCCCAAACAAAACAGAUUGAGCUCUUUUGCUCCCUCUGGCAGCUCAUCUCUAGCUUGUGGGUGUCUUCUGAGGUGCUGCAGACAGCAUCAGCCAAGUCGGGGACGACUGGGCCAACACUGUCAGUACUGGGGCAGUGUGCCUGGUUCCUGGACCUCGUUCAACCCUGUCUGUGGGAGGAGAGAAAGCUUUGUCGUGGCAGCCUGAGGAUGAUGCCCCAGCUUCAAUUCAGAGAUGCCUUUUGGUGCAGGGACUUCACAGCCCACACAGGCUACGAGAUGCUGCUGCAGCGGCUGCUGGAUGGGAGGAAGAUGUGCAAGGAUGUGGAAGAGCUGCUGAGGCAAAGGGCCCAAGCAGAGGAGCGGUACGGGAAGGAGCUGGUACAGAUCGCCCGGAAAGCAGGCGGCCAGACAGAGAUCAACUCCAUGAGGGCCUCCUUUGACUCCCUGAAGCAGCAAAUGGAAGACAUUGGAAACUCCCACAUACAGUUGGCCCUUUCCCUGCGUGAGGAGCUCCGCAGCCUUGAGGACUUCCGAGAGAGGCAGAAGGAGCAGAGGAAAAAGUAUGAGGCUAUCAUGGACCGUGUCCAGAAGAGCAAACUGUUACUCUACAAGAAGGUCAUGGAGUCCAAGAAGACAUAUGAGCAGAAGUGCCGGGACGCAGAUGACGCUGAGCAGGCCUUCGAGCGUAUUAGCAUCAAUGGCCAACAGAAACAGGUGGAAAAGAGCCAGAACAAAGCCAAGCAGUGCAAGGACUCAGCCAUGGAGGCAGGUACGUGGCCCACCUGUCUCCUUAGACCUAGGUGGUGGAUUGUACAGACCCUCCCAACACUGCAUGCUUUCCUACCCUGGGGAUAUACACACUCACAGGCCUUCCAGCUUCAAGAGUUUGACAGGCUGACCAUCCUCCGAAAUGCCCUAUGGGUGCACUGCAACCAGCUCUCCAUGCAGUGUGUCAAGGAUGAUGAGCUCUAUGAGGAGGUUCGGGUGACGCUGGAAGGCUGCAGUGUGGAAGCCGACAUCAACAGCUUCAUCCAGGCCAAGAGUACAGGCACUGAGCCCCCAGCUCCAGUACUCUACCAGAACUACUAUGAUCGGGAAGUCACCAUAUCAUCUGGCAGUCCUGGCAUACAACCUUCCUGUGGCAUGAUAAAAAGAUUCUCUGGGCUGCUGCAUGGAAGUCCCAAGAAUACACAGUCGGCAGCCUCUGCAGGCCUCACUCUGCUCUCAGCCUCCACAGACACCCUGACUCCCAUCCCCAAUCAGAAUGAGGAUGUCUACGCUGCUGUCGCAGUGCAGGAGGCACCAGGACCCCCCCUGCCAGCCCAGGGAUACAGGGUGAUCUAUGACUACACAGCCCAGAAUUCUGAUGAGCUGGACAUCUCUGUUGGGGACAUCGUGGAGGUCAUCUUAGAAGGGGAGGAUGGCUGGUGGACAGUGGAACAGAAUGGACAGCGUGGCUUUGUACCUGGUUCCUAUCUGGAGAAGCUCUGAGGAAGGGGCAACAGCCCCCAUCUGGACCUGCCCGAUCUGUGGAGCCAGCAGUAUCUUCGUCACUGCAAGGCUGAGUCCCCAAGACCAAGCCAGUCCCAAACCUCAUGAGUGCUGGCUGUUCCCAUAGCAGUCUCUCAUACAGGGAAUAAAGGAGUACAUUCUUUCUC